GCAAAAACUUGAAGACAAACUUUUGGAAAGCAAAGACCUGAAGAGGAAACUUUGGAGAACGAACCACCUGAGGAGGAAACCUUUGGAAACCAAAGACCUGAAGAGGAAACUUCGGAGGAGGAAGACCUGAAGAGGAAACCUUCGGCCAAAGAACACCUGAAGAAGAAGACAUUUGUAAACCGACUCUUGUUGGAUCCUUGAAUCAAGGCUACUUGAAGACCUGGAAAUGGACUUCAGACUCGUGGACAUCGAGGGACCUGUGGGAGCUGCCCCGGAGGUGCACCGUGACGCUGCUGGGUUUGUGGACUACGUCGUGGAGCGUCCCGCCAACGGCCUCCCGGAGCUCAUCUGGAUCAUUGAUGAUGACGACCGCAUCGUCGUCUUCAAUGAUUCGGAUGAGUCUUCCGAGGAAGAAGACUCGGAAGACGACUGGAGCACCAGCGAAGACUCCGGCUACGGCAGCCUGGACGAGGAUGAAGAAGACCCGGAGGACGGCGAAGAAGAGGACAUCCGACCUCGCUCCCCCCUGGUCCAGCGGCUCCCCCCUCCUGCUGGUGCUCCAGUCAUCGCUGCUCCCGCUGCUCCCCCACAGGAGGACCUUGCUCUCCACAUCAUCUCCUUCCCAAAGAGGCCCUGGGAGGAGAGCGAUGUGGAGGCACAGGUAGGUACGAAGAGGCAGCGGACCAGUGAAGAGGACAACCAGCAGCCAGGACCAUCUACAUCCGGUGCCACAAACCACAGCGCGUCCGGUCCCUCCACGUCAGGCCUGAGCUCCUCUGUGACCAGUGGAAACUGGUUCAGGCCUUUUUGGAGUCCAGAUGAUAGUGACUCCGAUUAGUCCUGAAACUGGUGGAAGCUCUGAGCAGAGAAGUUCCAGCUGACAGGCAGCUCCCACUUCUUACUGCAGGGAUUGGAAAAAAAAAAAAAAACAAGAAAAAAAAAGAAAAAAAAGAAAGAAAAAAAAGAAAAAAAAAAAAAAACCAUCAAGAUCCCUGAACCUAAUAGUAAAAAUCCUCCUUCACAUGUCUUAGCGUCAUCAGAUAAUGUGGGAGGAACGGUAGGUAUGAGCACCUGACAAAUACAGGUGUGUUUGUUCUUCUUUAUCGGAGGUAAGUAUAAUUACAAUCGCACAUAUUUUCAUUUUCAAGUAUUAUCCAUGUUACUAACGUUAUUUCUUUCAUGUCGCUGCUUUCAUCAAAUUAAGGUAAGUUUUUACUUCAAAUGAAGCACUUAUUAAGGAUUUAAUAUCUGUUCCUGAUCAUUUAUAAUUGAAGCAUUUUACUGACAUUUGCACUUUCUGUUUUGUUUCAUCAUCCAUCAUCCAGGAGUUCUCUGAACAGAGCUCCUGGAUGAUGGACAGAGAAGACCGGACCGACCAGACCAGAAGGAUGGAUGACCAGGAACCAACUGGAGAGAGGAGGAGUGUUUUCAGUCAGCUGACUAAGUGAGUCCUCACAAGACUACAAAAGUACCAACAGGGAUAUAAAGUGGUGAUGGGCUGAAGUUACCUUUCUGUAUGUUGAUGUGAACUGAUGGAGACUGGAACUGUCCUACACCUAUAUCACAUUUAUUGAUGGUUUCAUGUCUAUUAAAGAAGCACUAAUAAUUCUUAGAGGUUUAAUCCAACAGUUCAGCAGUUACCAGAGAGUCAAAGGUUGAUUUUUGUGUCCUGUUUUUCUGUUUCCCAGGUCAGCGCUCCACUUCAGACGCCCCUGCCUCCAACAGCA
Messenger RNA from Amphiprion ocellaris (clown anemonefish), 1727 nucleotides. RefSeq lists its product as uncharacterized. The coding region runs from base 227 to 838 and encodes 203 amino acids. NCBI's taxonomy places the organism in Eukaryota, Metazoa, Chordata, Actinopteri, Pomacentridae. The record is from RefSeq and is a predicted model, not a curated record. The transcript is spliced from 2 exons.